Messenger RNA from Hypomesus transpacificus, 2092 nucleotides. RefSeq lists its product as uncharacterized. Gene Ontology annotation, biological process: T cell costimulation; cellular response to lipopolysaccharide; positive regulation of T cell proliferation. Lineage: Eukaryota; Metazoa; Chordata; Actinopteri; Osmeriformes; Osmeridae. The record is from RefSeq and is a predicted model, not a curated record. The coding region runs from base 118 to 1020 and encodes 300 amino acids. Gene Ontology annotation, cellular component: external side of plasma membrane. The transcript has 8 exons.
UUGGGAGUUACUCAAAACGAAACAGAAAGUGCCACGGCGUAUAAAUUAAUUAGCAAGGACGCCGAGUGGUUACAGCAAUCCACCCGAAGAGCUGAAGUCUACUGCUUGAAUGAGAUCAUGGCUUCAGUUGUCUACUGCUUGCUGUUGACUUGCUUGAUUUCUUCUUCCAAUUCUGACAAAGCAUUCCUCUCUCUGGAUUGCCCUAUUGAAAACCAUGGAGUUUAUGGCCAGAGGUCACUGAUGAAGUGCAUAGCCAAAACAAAUGGGAAGGAAAAUGUCACUAUCAAACAUGUUACAUGGAAGAAAGGGGAUACAAAAUUAUUGAUGGUCCAUGACGGAGAUUUAACACACAAUAUAGAUGGCUUUCAAUUUGCUGAUCCAGACUGGAAAGUAAAUUUGAACGCAAGCCUGUUGUUGACAAACACCAAGAUGUCUGACAUAGGAGAGUAUGAAUGCAUGGUGUACACAACCAUUGGGCAUCAAACAGCCAAAACCGACCUCAGUGUCACAGCUAAAUAUCAAACCCCGACCAUGAACUCCAUCCAGGGCCAGAACAUCAAGGACAACACGGAUGUCACCCUGUUCUGUAACGCAACGGGGGGAGACCAAAAAGGUUAUAUUCAGUGGUUUGAUGAAUUUGGUACAAACUGGACUCAAAACUCAGAGCUGGUCAGCAGUAAGAACGAAAAUGGACUGUUCAACCUCUCCAGUCGUUUGGUUUUGAAGGCCCCUUCAUCUAAUUACACAUGUUUGGUGUUCAACGCCAGAGGUGUUCAGGAAGGAAAAGCCAGUCUCAAUCUACAGUUAAUGAGUAUGAGUGGCAGAGAUAAUCGGAACUCGGGAGACGUUCAUGCCAGAUACGUAGCACCGCUCGUGAUCAUUGGAUCACUGAUCGCCGGACUGCUGUUUGCACUCCUGAUAUGUAGAAGACGCUCUCAGAAGGCUCGUCGGCCCUCCGCAGCACCCUUAAUGAGUGACGGACACCAUACAGUGACAACAGAAGAAGAUGUGGUCCCUUAGGCUCCAGAAUGAGGAACGGAACAAAGAUCUACUUUUAUGUUGCACUGUAAAUGUAAAGUCAGUCAUUGUAAUCAGAACUGCUGUCCCACUGUGAUCUAAUGUAGCUGCAAACAUCAUGUAUUUGUAUAUAGGAAUGUUACACUGGCUGAGCAUGAUCGUUUUUCACUUCUGUCAGUUUAAGAGGAAACUGCUGCUGGGAAUAUAGUUCACAGAACGCCAGUUUCUGUUCCUUCACUGUGUGGCUUAUAUCCACUGCAGCAACACAAACAACCAACUUUUCUAAUAGACUCAGCUCUUCAUUCUACAUUGUUAUCAAUCUGUUGUGUCCAUGUUUUGUACCAUUAAUGUGUGAUGAUUUUUUAUUUUUGUAUUAUUGAUGCAUUGGAUUUCCCCUCAUGGAUACAUUAAAUGUCAAUUACAAACAUGUAUAUUAAUUAAAUCUUUACAUUGAUUGGAAUAACUUUCACAACGUGAUGGCCAGUCUUCCCUCUGUACUUUACAUUGAUAACAGGAAUUAUGUGUCUGUACCACAUUGUCAGUAUGCCUAAAUCAGGUGUAGUGGAUAAUUACACCUUAUCAGCUCGCGUUUUAAGAAGGUUUUGCCCUUCCAGCUACAACCCUAUCACCAUGACAUAAUAGGUGAAGCACAAAAAAAAGUAAAGUAGAAGUCUUUCAUAGUUCGGCGGUGAGGUGAAAAGAAAAAUGGUGCAUACCGAGGCUAAAUACCAAAAACAGCAAAACUGUCCAGUAGGUGGCGUCCUCCCCAUGUUUUUUAAUCAACAUGAGUCAAGACAAGGAGUAACUCCAGUUUUUAUUUACAUUUACAUUUAGUCAUUUAGCAGACGCUCUUAUCCAGAGCGACUUACAGUAGGUACAGGGACAUUCCCCCCGAGGCAAGUAGGGUGAAGUGCCUUGCCCAAGAACACAACAUGUUUAAUAUUUGCAAACAAUAAUCUGAUGACAAGAUGGCAUUUUAUUGCUUAUAAAUUAAUGUUUUUUUCACAUUGUAAAUGUAAUUAUUUUACAAAGCGUGGCUGCAAAGAAUGAUUAUUAAUAAAAUAAUAUAAAUAUA